Elgaria multicarinata webbii is the source of this 5927-nucleotide messenger RNA. RefSeq names its product IKAROS family zinc finger 1 (gene IKZF1). Gene Ontology annotation, cellular component: nucleus. Gene Ontology annotation, biological process: regulation of transcription by RNA polymerase II. Gene Ontology annotation, molecular function: RNA polymerase II cis-regulatory region sequence-specific DNA binding; DNA-binding transcription factor activity. Bases 233 to 1831 code for a protein of 532 amino acids. NCBI's taxonomy places the organism in Eukaryota, Metazoa, Chordata, Lepidosauria, Squamata, Anguidae. The record is from RefSeq and is a predicted model, not a curated record. The transcript is spliced from 9 exons.
ACUUUCGACGGCCGGCGCCGCGCGCUUUCCUUCCACACCUGUUUGAGCGCUGGGCUCUCCGGCUGCCGCGGCAAACUUCUUUUUUUCCCCUCUGGAGGGGAGACGAAAAGUUUGGGUAAGGCGCGAGGGAAAGGCGGAGAGCCGCGUGCCGUGAAGUGCGUCUGCUGGCGGCAAGUGGCAAGGAGUUCCUCCUCCUGCCCAGAGACGUCCUCCGUUAGAUAACUUAAGGAAAAUGGAAACAGAUGGGGCUCAAGAUAUGUCCCAAGUUUCAGGAAAAGAAAGUCCUCCAGUAAGUGAUGUCCCAGAUGAUGGGGAUGAGCCUAUGCCUGUACCAGAAGAUCUUUCAACCAGCACUGGAGGACAGCAGAAUUCAAGGAAUGAGAGAGUUUUGGCUGCAUAUGGGGCUGACGGCUUUAGGGAUUUUCACGCCAUCAUCCCCAAAUCCUUUUCUCCCAGUAAUAUUAAAAUAGAGAAACAGAGUGAUGAAGAGAAUGGGCGUGCCUGUGAAAUGAAUGGGGAAGAAUGUGCGGAGGAUUUACGAAUGCUUGAUGCCUCAGGAGAGAAAAUGAAUGGCUCACACAAUGGCAGCAAAGCCCUGUCAGGAGUUGGAGGCAUUCGACUCCCUAACGGAAAGCUAAAGUGUGAUAUCUGUGGGAUAAUUUGCAUCGGUCCCAAUGUGCUUAUGGUUCACAAAAGAAGCCACACUGGCGAACGCCCCUUCCAGUGUAAUCAGUGUGGGGCAUCCUUUACUCAAAAAGGCAACCUUCUCCGCCACAUAAAGUUACACUCCGGCGAAAAGCCGUUCAAGUGCCACUUGUGUAACUAUGCUUGUCGUCGUAGAGAUGCUCUUACAGGCCAUCUGAGGACCCAUUCCGUUGGCAAGCCCCACAAAUGUGGAUAUUGUGGCCGGAGCUAUAAGCAGCGCAGCUCUUUGGAAGAACAUAAGGAGCGCUGCCACAGCUAUUUGCAAACCAUGAACCUCUAUCCCGUUAUGAAAGAGGAAACUAGCCAGGGCGAAAUGGCUGAAGACCUGUGCAAGAUGGGGUCAGAGCGAUCCCUGAUGCUGGACAGACUAGCAAGUAACGUCGCCAAACGUAAGAGCUCUAUGCCUCAGAAAUUUGUUGGUGAGAAAUGUGUAUCUGAUGUUCCUUAUGAUGCAACCACCAAUUACGAGAAGGAGAAUGAUAUGAUGCAGACCCAUGUCAUAGACCAGGCUAUUAACAAUGCCAUCAGCUACCUAGGGGCAGAGUCACUGCGGCCCCUGGUGCAGACCCCACCGGGCGGCCCUGAAGUUGUGCCUGUCAUCAGCCCAAUGUAUCAGCUCCACAAGCCCCUUGGGGACAACCAUGCUCGAUCCAAUCAUGCCGCACAGGACAGUGCUGUAGAAAACCUGCUACUACUUUCCAAAGUCAAAUCUAUCUCUUCAGAAAGGGACCCUUCCCCUAACCACAGCUGUCCAGACUCCACCGAUACAGAGAGCAAUAACGAGGAACGCAGUGGCUUGAUCUACCUAACAAACCACAUAGCGCCCCAUGCGCGGAACGGCCUCUCGAUAAAGGAGGAGCACAGGCAAUACGAAGUCCUGCGGGCGAGUAAUGACAGCUCCCAAGAUGCCUUCAAAGUAAUCAAUGGCAACGGGGAGCAAGUGAAAGUUUACAAAUGUGAACAUUGCAGAGUCCUGUACUUAGAUCACGUCAUGUACACCAUCCACAUGGGCUGCCAUGGGUUCCGUGAUCCUUUCGAGUGUAACAUGUGCGGCUACCGUAGCCAGGACAGGUAUGAGUUCUCUUCUCACAUAACCCGUGGGGAACACCGUUUGCACAUGAGUUAAAUAAAACGCUUCCGGUAUAGAAGUUGCCCAUACAACUGGAGCUCCGAGAACAGCAGCUAAAAAAAGGCAAACAGACAAAGUAUUACAGGACAAUAUCCGCCAAAAACCAAUAUCAGAAGGCUGGGUCCCAGAAAUGAACUCUUCUUGUAGCAUGCACACACAAUUCAGUUUUAUAUUAUUAAUAUUGAUGUUUUUAUUGCAAACAUAGGUCACCCAAAACUUUAGUACAUUAAGUAGGGGCUUUUGUAGUUCGGUAGAAGAAACCUUUUCUUGCUAGCAAUUGUUUCCUGCAGAAACCCUUCCCUCCCCCUUUCUUCUCCCAUCCCAAGGCAGUUAACUGUGCACAUUCAUAGCCAAUUCUGAUUGAAAACUAGAAAGAUGAAAUUACUGUUAACCAUUUUUGUGUUGAUAUUCUGAAAAUACACUUUUUUUUACACCACACGUAUUUUCUGACUUCCUAUGAUGAUUUAGUGCAUUCAACUAAUAGCAAUAAUCCACAUUUAGAAUAGGUUAAAAAUCACAUAACAUUUUCUGGUGGUCUUGGCCCUGUUGAAUCCAAUCCUGGGCUGUCUAUAUGCGGGGAAAGGCUCAUGGUGGCUGCGGAAUUGUGCUGCAUCAGUUAUAUGACACAGACGCAGCUUCGCAGACGCUGCGGGGCUUUCCCAUAAAGCUGUGUGUUGAAAAAGUUGGGGACUUAACCCAACCUUUUCAAUGGAAACAAGGUCAGUACAGUUCUUCUGCUAUCUGAUGUCACUCUGGGGGUGUUCCCUGGUGGAAGGCAACCAGCGAUUGGUCGCCUUCUAACAGGAAGAGUUUGGGGGGGGGGCUCUGGUACCUCAGUGGCCAUCGGAAACCCUGUGUUUCCUCCUUGGCAUUGGGAUUGCAAGACUCCACAGUGAAGCAGUAAAAACGCAGGGUUUCUGAGGGAGGCAGCGUCAACUCAACUCCGUGAAAACAGUCCCCUGGACAUAAUUUGCUUGGUUUAUAAUCUUCAGAGGAUGAAUGGCCUGAAUACCAUCAACAUAGAUUACUCUGAGUAUGCUUAGAAUGGUAAUUGAGCAUGCUCAGAAGAAUCUAAGGUGAUGCUGCCCAUAACAGGCAAGGUAGAUAACAUGGCUGUGAUUAUGUUUAUCACUUAUACUUUUCUCAGAAAAAUCCCAGCUACAACACUUGUGUCAAUUAACUUGGAGGAGCAUGGAAUGCUUUGGUCAAAUCCAUACCCAGACUGUGUAAAUCAAAAAAUCCAGUGUCUUAUGACUCUGAUCCAAUUAAAAAAAAUGAACCUAAUCCUAAUUGAGAUCCAAUUUAAUUCAUUUACAAGCUCAGUCUAGAGAAUGAAAGGUAAGCGCAAUGAAUUGUCCAUGUGUAGUCGAGCUUUAGGGCACAAUCCUAUGCAUGUGUAGACAGAAGAAAGUCCUACAACUCCAAGCAUUCCAUGUGGUUGGCAGGGGAAGGCUGGGAAUUGUAGGACCUUUUUCUGUAUAAACCUGCACAGGAUUGCGCCUUUAAUCUAUUUUUGCCAAUAGUAACACCCUGUGUUGCAUCUCAAGCUAUUGUUUAAACUCAUCUGGGUUUAUAAAGCAAGAUAUAAUCCUGUGAAAGGGAGAGGGGGAGCAGCUGUUCAACAAAUGGUUUAGAAAAACACACAUCAUAUCUGUGCAAACUAUUGUGUGUACACAUAGGGGGUCAUUAGGUUAGGGCCAUUGUGUGGAAGGGAGUGUCUUCAUGGAACUCCCAUCUCCACAUAAAAAUGCUGCUGUCAGCUUUACUCCCGCAAAUGGUAGAUGAAAUAAGAUGGUAAACAAGUCAAACGUUGUACAUAUCAAAAUAUGCACUCUAAUGUGGGUUAUAUUGUUUCCUCUGUAUAAGGCUGUUUCAAGUACAUUAAGUACCUACCUAUACACACUUUUACCUGGAAGUGAAGUCAAUGGGAAGUACUAUUGAGUAGCCAUGCAAAAGAUUGCAUGUGAACGUCUUUGUGUAACACACAGCAGUUGGGCUUGCACGUUUUCUACAGACGAACUUAGCACAUGGUUAAUAAACUUCCUGCCCGCCUCAGUACUCAUCAGCCACUUUAAAAUCAAAAGAUGAGCUCCCUCCCCACCCCGCUUGUAUUUUAAUAUUUCACAUUUAUUUAAGAAUGAAAGAAAGUUCAUGAUUGGCAGUGGGUGUUUGCCUGUUGUUGUUGUUGUUGUUGUUUUGCACUUAUUCAUUCUCUCUUUUGACUACUUCUCUCUUUUGACUACUACUUUUGACAACUACUUUUAAUCAUGAGGCUAAACCACAUCUGCAACACCCACACUUUGCCCAUUUUGCAUUGGAAAGUGCAUCUUUUGCUUUUAUAAAGAGGCCUCUCCUUUGUGCUUCAACUUUAACACAUGGGGCACAAUCCUACGCAUGUUUAAACGCGGGGGAGAAACAUCCUACAACCCCCAGCACGGCUAGGUGGAGGAUGCCAGCAGCUGUAGGACUGUUUUCUUUCUAAUCAUGCACAGGAGUGCACGCUUAGUGAAAAAUCCUGCAGGAUGAACUUAUUUUUCCAGGCCCUUGCUUAAACAGGCACAUUCUACCUUGUGCCCGAAACACUUGUUAAUUCUGUUUCCAGGGGACAUUACAAAAAUUAACAUGCUGAUGUAAAUGAACUUAAUGUGUAUAUCUGGCUGCAAAAGCUUUUUUUGUAGAGAGCCUUUUUUGGCUGAGGAGCGGGGUAUAAGUAUGAUUAAUAAUAAUAAUAAUAAAUAAUAAAAGCUGAGUUUUAUCCAUACGUAAUUUAAAGGAAAAUGUUAAACAGGCUCAGGGUUGCAUGAAUAGUGGCUAAAGGCUGUUUCAUACAAUACUCAGCAACAAACAUUAUUAUUAUUAUUUUAUUAUUAUUUAUUUAUAUAGCACCAUCAAUGUACAUGGUGCUGUACAGAGUAAAACAGUAAAUAGCAGCAGCCAACCCCUGUUUGUCAUGUUCACUCUCUGAGUUUUUACAUAUACGCUUUAAAACAUGUGGGUAUGUACCUAAAAAUGUAAUGUGUGAAGAAACCUUAUACUGGAUGCCACAGAAGAAAUGCACAAGUGCACAAAGCCACAAUGGGUAAAGGAAACCCCUUUCCUUUACUCUCGACUAUGGGCAUCAACCUGUCUUAUAGCAGUAUUUCAUCUGACCUUCAAUGUUGAGAAGACUAAGGCUUUUAAAUACUGUAUAUGCUAUCUGACUUGUCACAUUGGCUGGUCACUGCUUAUCACUCCUGCUCAGGAUGUCCUGCUCAGGACUAUCUCCAUUCAUUUCAGUGGAGGCAGCAGAUCCGUGGCCUCAUUCCUUUUGUUGGGUAAGGGGCUUAGCUCCCUUCACUAAACUAAAUAGGCCUCCUGUGUACAAGAGUUCUGUGUGCUCAUCUGAAUGCACAUGGUGCUCAGGACUGGAGAAUCUAUAUGCAGGUUCAUGUCAUCUUUAAAGUUUACAAGACACCCAUGUGUACACAUGUCUAUGAUGAUAUGUAUCAUACUUCUACUUAUAUAGGCAUCAACUAAGACAUUAUCAGAGUGGGUGUGUUCCUUGGCUCUAUGUUUUCCUAUUUAUGUUGUAACUGAGUACAUGGAUAUUGAAAGCGAAUACAGUUAAUGAGUUAGCAUAUUAGUCAGCUACCAGAAGUCUUGGCCUACUGUGAACGGUCCCUUCUGCCUCUCCCCACCACACACACCUAUCCCAAAUGAGUCUUGUUUUAUUUAAAAAUAAAACGUCCUGAUUAUUUUAUUUUAAAUGUAUGAUUUUGAUAAACUCAAAGAACUCUAUUCCGGACUAUUUAUACUCUCAUAAGAGUGAACUGGAGGAAUUGCUUUACAUUGAUGUUUGUUACUAUAGGAUGCCUCACAUCUGUAAAUAGCAACAGAUAAAGAAAUGCUUUUCAGACUUCACACCCCAUCCCGACUUUGACACUGCCUUUUUAUACUUGUACUUAACAUAUUUUUUUGCUGUGGUUUUAUAUUGUAAUCCCAGUUACCUUUUCAGACCUAUGUAUUUAAAAAGAAAUGAAGCACAUUUGUCUAAAAAAAUAUAUAUCAGAAUGUAAGUAAAAUUUUGUCUGAAGGCAAAGACAUAUCCUUUGUA